Messenger RNA from Megalops cyprinoides (Indo-Pacific tarpon), 4558 nucleotides. Its product is annotated as DNA-binding protein RFX7-like. The record is from RefSeq and is a predicted model, not a curated record. Gene Ontology annotation, molecular function: DNA-binding transcription factor activity, RNA polymerase II-specific; RNA polymerase II cis-regulatory region sequence-specific DNA binding. Lineage: Eukaryota; Metazoa; Chordata; Actinopteri; Elopiformes; Megalopidae. The transcript is spliced from 9 exons. Bases 213 to 4400 code for a protein of 1395 amino acids. Gene Ontology annotation, biological process: regulation of transcription by RNA polymerase II.
GCUCUUUACCAUCUCUGGUUCUGGGACUUCAGGGCGCUGAGGCCAGUGCGUUGCAGCACAAAAUAAAGAACUCCAUCUGCAAAUCUGUACAAUCAAGAGUGGACAAUAUUUUGCAAGAUGUGGAGAAGUUUACAGACAUUGAGAAACUCUACCUCUACCUUAAGCUGCCUUCUGGUCCCAACAAUGGCACUGACAAAAGCGAUCAGAGCUCCAUGUCCUCCAGCCGCACACAGCAAAUGCAUGCGUUCAACUGGAUCCGCAAUCACCUGGAGGAGCACCCCGAGACCUCACUUCCCAAACAGGAGGUCUACGAUGAGUACAAGAGCUAUUGUGACAAUCUUGGCUACCAUCCACUGAGCGCAGCUGACUUUGGAAAGAUCAUGAAAAAUGUCUUUCCUAACAUGAAGGCGCGUCGUCUCGGCAUGAGAGGCAAAUCAAAAUACUGCUACAGUGGCCUGAGGAAAAAGGCUUUCGUUCACAUGCCCUCCCUGCCUAGUCUGGACUUGCAUAAAACGGGAGAUGGGUGUGAAGCUCUGGAGCCCUCGAACCAGCUGCCCAGCGUGGAGGACGAGGUGCGCUCGGCGGCCUGCGGGCUGGUGUGCGAGUGGGCCCAGAAGGUUCUGAGCCGUCAGUUUGACAGCGUGGAGGACCUGGCCCGCUUCCUGCUCAACAGCCACUACAUUGGCACCAAGUCCAUGGCAGCCCUCACUGUGAUGACAGGAACGCCCACAGGGGUGAAGACGCCGACCCCGUCCUCCGCGUUUGUGCCGACGGCCGAAGCGAAUUCCUUCCAGCCCCAGGUGAAGACCCUGGCCUCCCCCUCCAUCGAUGCCAAACAGCAGCUGCAGCGCAAGAUCCAGAAGAAGCAGCAGGAGCAGAAGCUGCACUCCCCGCUACCGGGCGAGGCCGGGGCCCGCAGGGUGGACGGGGGCACGCCCAGCGCGGGGACCAGCAUCCCCUGCGGCAGCCCCGCCCUGCUCUCCCCGCAGCCCACCAUCGGUAUCGUGGUCGCUGCCGUCCCCAGCCCAAUCACGGUACAGAGAAGCCAGCAGCUGAUGACCUCUCCCAGCCCUGUGGGCACAGCGGAGGGCAAAGUCCUCCCUGUAAACUUCCAGGUGCUCACUCAGACCGUGCAGCCAGCCAAGCAGUGCCCCAAGACGCCGCAAAACGUCCCCGCCAGCCCCGUGGGGGACCGCUCCGCCCGCCACCGCUACGCCCAGAUCCUGCCCAAGCCGUCGGCCACCAGCGCCAUCACCCUGCGCUCGCCACCGACGCUGCUCAUUACCAACAGCCCCAUCAAGACCGUCAUGCCCACGCCGCACGUCGGCCCCGUCAACGUGGUGAAGAUGACGGCAAUAUCGCUGGCGCCCAACGGUGGCAGUGGCGGCGGCGGCAGCAGCAGCAACGCGGGCACCAUGCGGCCCGCUUCUGCCGGGCUCUCGGAGGAGCCCAGACCCAGCCCCCAGGCCCGCAGCAGCUCCGCCGCCUCCCUUCAGUCCCCCACAGCCAAGCCAGCACUCCCCGCUGCCACGACCCCUACCGUCGACGUCAAGAUGGAGCCUGAAGCCAUAACUGAUAACAAUCAGGCCCUCGGUGCUGAUAGGCCGAAUGCCACUCAGGAAGCCGCCAGCGGGAGGAGGGGCGAGGGAGACGACAAGCCCGGGGUCGCCAGCGAGCCCACGGGCCACGCCAAGGGCUCCCCAAGCCUGGACGGACCGGCUGGGGCCAACUGCGUGGACAAGCCCCCCUCCAGCGCCAACACUGUGGCAGCUUCUGCUGGCAGCAAUAACAACAAUAACAAUAACGAAAGCACUUUGUACCUUACCGUCUCCGGUCAGAGCACCAGCAUCACUCUGUCGUCCAACGGCAACGCCGCCACCGCUACCGCCACAUCGCCGAAGGAAAGCUGCCUGGGCUCCAAGAGCCCAAGAAAGCGUCCGGGCUUCGGCCUGGAGCCGCACACCAUGCCUGUCAAGAAGGUGUUCAUCUCCCAGCAGCCAGUAGGGGGCGUUGACAGUCCAAAGCCCUGCGUCAAGAAGAUCACCAGGGCGGGGACUCCCGGCAAACCUGAAAGUGCACCAGCAGCCGCGUCCGGCAAAGUAACGGUAAAGCUGAACUCCACGGUCCCGACCAGAAUCCUGGCACUCUCCGACUCUCCCGUGGGAAGUGCCAGUAGCUUCCAGACUGUUGUGAAAUCGCAGAGCUCCUCCCAGGUUAAUGCAGAGGGGGGUCCCUCUGACUCGGACACCGGAGUCCUCGUUCCCGACGACAGCGCUUCCAAUCCGAUCCUACUGCAGCAUGUCACGACCAGCCCGCAAGUCAUGUCCACAGGCACAGGCAUGUUGGAGACCUCAACGGUGAAUGACCUGAAGAGCUCCAUGUGGGAGGAAGGACAGCUGGAUGCUAUUCAACAGCAGCAGCAGCAGGUGUAUGUGCAGCAGAUAUCCGACAAGCAGGUUUCCACACCUGUGAUGAACCAGCUUCCCCUGAUGGCCCAGAGCGCCGGCCCGGGCCAGCUGACGCUCCACCCCGACAUCGUCGACUUCGCGGGGGCCCAGCCCAACGUCGACUACUUCCCCUUCAACGACGACGAGAUGACGCAGGACAGCAUCGUGGAGGAGCUGGUACAGAUGGAGGAGCAGAUGAAGCUCAACAGCAGCCUGCAGGCUUUCGGCAGCUGCGUCGAAAUGGCCUUGCAGGACCAGUCCGCCGUCGUGCAGGGCGCCAUUCUGUCCACCCACCAGGUGGGCAGCACCUCCUUUUAUCACUCUGCCCACAGCAGCACUCCCACCCAUACCCCCACCCCGACUCCCACGCCCACCCCCACCCCUACUCCCACCUCUGAGAUGAUAGGUGGAGGUGGAGGCUUGACCCGGGAGAGCCCUUGCUCCCGUCUGGCCCCCACCACCCCCGUGGACAGCGCUUUGGGGAGCAGCCGGCACACCCCCAUCGGGACCCCGCACUCCAACUGCAGCAGCAGCGUCCCACCAAGCCCGGUGGAGUGCAGGAACCCCUUCGCUUUCACGCCCAUCAACUCCAGCAUGACCGGCUACCACGACGCCAGCAUAGUCUCCAGCAGCCCCGUCAAGCCCAUGCAGAGACCCACGGCCACCCACCCGGACAAGGCCAAGCUGGACUGGAUGAACAAUGGCUACAACAGCAGCUCGGGCACCUCGUCCAUCUCCAACAAUGGCAUCGGCAUCCUCCCCAGCUACCAGGACCUGGUGGACGACCACUUCAGGAAGCCUCACGCCUUCGCCAUACCGGGCCAGUCCUACCAGGCCCAAACCCGGCACCACGACGCCACCUUCGGCCGGCUGACGCCCGUCUCCCCGGUGCAGCAGCAGGUCGCCAGCAUGGCGAACGCCAGCAAGCAGGAGGCGGGCUUUGCAGUGCCCGCCCCGUUGGACGGCAAGCCGGCGAGCUCGUUGUCGGGAGGCUCGUUCCGGUGCCGGAGCGUCAGCCCGGCCGUCCGGCAGCGGAACCUGAGCGGCAGCACAGCCUACUCCAGCGUCCCCCGCUCCGUCGCCUCCCCGUUCAACUCCCCCGUCACCCCCGAGGUGCUCAGCAUCUUCGCCAACAGCCACCCAGACGCCGGCUCCAACAACAUGGCCCAGAGGAGCCAGUCGGUGCCGCUCAACGUCAUGAUGCAGACGGAGGUGCUUCCGCUGCAGAAGCCGAGCAACAGCAAGACGAUCACCAACGUGCUGCUCAGCAAGAUGGACGCCGAUGGUGACGACGCCGUGCGCGGCCUGGGCAUCAACAACAUGCCUUCCAACUACACCGCCCGCAUGAACCUCACCCACAUCCUGGAGACCACGCCCAGCUUUACCGGAGGUGCCGCCGCCCACCAGGCUCUGGUGGACUCCGGCACCUCCGCGUACGAGUUCCAGAGGCCGGGCCUUCUGACGAAAAAUUCCAGGGUGGAGCAGGUGAGCUUCUCCUCUGGGGAUAGCCAAGCACAAUCAGACUGUGGAGAACAGCAGCAGGAGCCCGUGCAGGACCUCCAGCAGGGACAAAACCAGACGCAGCUGCUGCACGAAGACCCCCAGCAGCUGGAUUUCAACAGCACCGUCAAAGACCUGCUGGGAGAGGACGGGCUGAACCCCAGCUCUCAGCUCGUGGGCCAGGUGGCGUCCGAACUCAACGCGGUGGCCUCCGACUUCUCCAGCGACAUCAGACUGACCUCGGAGCUUUCCAGUAGCAUCAACGACCUGAACACUUUAGACGCAAAUCUACUGUUCGACCCAAACCGACAGCAGGGACAAUAUGAAGAUUCUACACUGGAAGAACUAAAGAACGAUCCGCUCUUUCAGCAGAUUUGCAGUGAGACUGUGAACUCUGCUGGCUUUGACUGGCUGGAAAGUAAAGACCAGCCCACCGUGGAAAUGUUGGGUUAAUUGGAUUUUGUUGUUUGUUUGUUUGUUUUUGUUUUUUUUUGGUUGGAUGUUUAAUUGCUUGUUCAUUUGUUUUCUGGGAGUUUUUCUCUCCCCCUCUUAUUUUGUAUUGUACAGCACACUGCAACAAUAAUCUGGACCGAAAUCUGUCCAGUGAGAAG